UCGAUAUCUCCUUCUCUUUAGUUUCUUCCUCAGCUUAAUUCUCAUUAUAUCACAUCUGAAUUUAUGGAGAAUAUACAAAGGGUCCAAAUGAUCUCCCAGAGAGAAGCAGUUACACAACAACAUGUUACACAACAACAUGCUGAAAGUUAUCCAACAAGAGAAAUUCAAGUGAGCAAUCAAGACAACAAUGGUCCGAUCAGAACCAACAACAACAGCAACAAGAGAGAAUGUUUAGAAUUAAUGCUUGGUAGAACAUCUAGCAGCAGGGAAUCUAAAGAGUAUCAUCAAACAAAACCCACAUUCCACAAGAUCUUUACAUGCAACUUCUGCAUGAGGAAGUUCUAUAGCUCACAAGCAUUAGGUGGUCAUCAAAAUGCUCACAAGAGAGAAAGAGGAGUUGCUAGAAGGUAUCAUUCCCAUAAGCUAAUGAUGAUGAGUUUACCUUACAUUCAUACUACUCCAAGAACACUUGGUGUUAGUACUCACUCGAUGGUCGUGCAAAAUCCAAACAUAUCAGAUGGAAACACUGUUGGCCAUUUUAUUGAUGGGGAAGCCUCGUGUAGUGCGAUUACACAGCCGGCAAAGCAACACUCGACAACAACAACACAUACUGAUAUGAUAUGGCCUGGAAGUUUUCAUGUUGAUAAUCAUCAUCCACACCAAGUAGUGUUCUCAAAUGGUCAAUCAUCGUCAUCAUCAACCGAUGAUAAUCCACUUAAUUUGAAUCUCUGUCUUUGAUAACUUGCACGCUGUCGUGUGCCACAUCGUCAAAAAGUCGCUUGUUUCAGUUAAAUGAUGGUUGGCCCUUGAUAGUUUCCAAGCGUCAA
Messenger RNA from Papaver somniferum (opium poppy), 827 nucleotides. RefSeq names its product zinc finger protein KNUCKLES-like. NCBI's taxonomy places the organism in Eukaryota, Viridiplantae, Streptophyta, Magnoliopsida, Ranunculales, Papaveraceae. Bases 64 to 738 code for a protein of 224 amino acids. The transcript has a single exon. The record is from RefSeq and is a predicted model, not a curated record.